Lytechinus variegatus (green sea urchin) is the source of this 2930-nucleotide messenger RNA. It is a transcript of the gene notum, whose product is annotated as palmitoleoyl-protein carboxylesterase NOTUM-like. Bases 642 to 2696 code for a protein of 684 amino acids. Lineage: Eukaryota; Metazoa; Echinodermata; Echinoidea; Temnopleuroida; Toxopneustidae. Gene Ontology annotation, molecular function: hydrolase activity. The record is from RefSeq and is a predicted model, not a curated record. The transcript has 15 exons.
AGGAUAACACCACCUCGCGUAUGCUGGUGCGUUUUGUCCUCGAAGUCUCGCAGGCCGCUGCGUUUUAUUUGCCUUGUAUGCAAUCGCUUAUUGUUGGAAGUGCUUGGCGGCGUCUCCCUUUGAUGUUACAAUUGUUAGAAGCGGUAUCGUUUGAGGGUAGAUGGGCGAGAGGGAAUCAGAGAUGAGGGAGAGAGCGCUAGAGAAAGAACGAACCAGAAAAAAAGAAAGAAAAGAAAAAGGGAGCUUCAUGGUCAUCACGAUAUGUAUACACUUUGGAGCUGAUAUGAAGAAAUAGCAAAAUCCGAGUUCAUUUUGCGUUCGAGCGAGUGAACGGUAAGGAUGUGUGAUGGUUAACGGGAGAGAGUUUCUGAGGAGAUAUCAUAAAGCUGAAAUCCAUUAACGUGCCCAUCUCUUGGAAUCUGUUAUUCCCUGUUCAGAUGCGACGCUCAUGUGAUGUUGGUACACCAGGACUUUGGAAUAAUACAUUCUUUCGUGGAUAGUUUCCUCCUGGACGAUUCUAUUUUGUUUUAACUCUGGACUGUUUCGGAGUAUACUAUUACCUCAUACGAGAAAAGGAAUUCAAUCUUGGGCUAGUAGGCCUAUUCAUAGUUCAUAUGCUAUCACAUCAGUAACUUACCGACAUGUCGAGACCAUCAUCCCCUCAGCGACUUCAAACGUUCCUACCUCUCUUCAUCUUUCUCCUCAACCUCAUCGACAACGGUCGCGGACGAGCAGCAAUGCGACCUCGGAACAACGACCCCGGUGGCCAGGACCAUUUCGACCAGGAACUACCCGCCCGCACCCAAGCCGUCGUUCGAGGUCCUGGACCCGGCGCGGACCAGUUCCAGCCAGGGCUAGACGAGAAGGAAUACGUCCUGGACCUCAAUAACCUGAGCAAUGAUAAUAUUGUGGAGCAGCUUCAGCAUCUCGCAUCCGCUCUCAGCACGUGCGGUUUCGAUGGUCAGCUUCAGAAGCUCCGCCUCCAUCACGUGACCAACCGUUCAGUCACGUGCAAUGACGGUUCACCGGCAGGGUAUUAUCUUCGAAAGUCUUAUGAGAGCAAAAAGUGGCUCAUCUUUCUUGAAGGUGGUUUUUAUUGUUUCGAUAGCGAAAGCUGCCGAAAUCGAUACAAUCAAUCGAUCAACCAAAUGAGCUCAAGAGCAUGGCCACAAACGAAGACAGGGUCAGGUGUAAUGUCGGCCGAUCCUGAAGAAAACCCCAUCUGGUGGAAGUCAAAUGUCGUUUUCAUCCCAUAUUGUUCGAGUGAUGUCUGGACGGGAAGGUCUUCAGCCUCUGAAACGGGUACUUAUUCUUUCAUGGGAGCUGACAUCUUACAACAAGUCCUCAUCGAUCUUUUAUCAGAAGGUCUCAUGGAUGCCAAGCAGCUGGUUCUGGCAGGAAGCAGCGCAGGUGGCACAGGCGUGCUUCUUAAUCUCGACCGGGUGGCUUCCAUGAUGGACGAAGCAGGGAGCACAGCAAAGGUGGUUGGUCUGGCGGAUUCUGGAUGGUUCCUUGACACAGAGCCCUUGGGCAAUCCUCAAGCAGAUUGUAUCCUUGAUCUCUACUGCAAUCCAGCAAGGACACUACAAAGAGGCACCAAAUUAUGGAAUAGUUUAGUUCCGGAAACGUGUCUGAAUUCAUACUCGGAGAAAUGGAAGUGUUUCUACGGUUUUAGGAUACAUCAAUCUCUUAAAACUCCAGUUUAUAUAUUUCAGUGGCUUUAUGACGAAGUGCAGCUCACGAUCAACAUGCAAGGCCCUCCGAUCGAGGCAAGACAUUGGCAUUACAUGCAGAAGGUCGGAAGGCAGAUGAGAGGCUCCCUGAGAAAUGCAACGACUGUAUUUGCUCCAGCAUGUUAUGCGCACAAUGUGCUGAGGAGAAGUGAUUGGAGUAAUAUUAAAGUACGAGAUGUCAAGCUGUAUAAAAGCCUACAAUGCUGGUUAAAAGGCCAAGAAGAACCGAGACAAUCAACUUCAAGCAGUAACAGGCAACCGGGAAGACAAAAUCAACAAGUAAGUUCAACGGAGAUACCACCUCGAGAAGGUUCGAGGCGAUACGAAACACCAUCAAGUCAAACCGCCGAUGUUGAUGUCGACGGGGUUGUCGAAAACAUGGAUGAGAGGACGACGACGAGGAUUACGACAACGGAUUCGACAACAGUUACAUCAAAGAAGAAACGAACGCGGCGACGGAACAAGAAAGGCAGGCGGCAUCGCCGACCACGCACCACCGACAUCCCCAGACAACUCAUAGAGGAUGUCCCGGUGUCGAGCACGGAAGCGAGCUCGUCAUCGAACCGCGAAGACGGGCGAGAGCGUCGAAGAGGAGGGCGAGGUGGACGAGGAAAGCGCGACGGUCGAGGGAAUAUCGACUUUGUGGAUAGGCUAAGCGGACUGGGAACUAGCGGGCUAGUCGGAGGGGAGGCAGGAGAGAGCCGGAGAGCGUCGGGAAAGAAGUGCGUCAACCGGUUGGUGGACCACGCGACUUGUCCUCAUUGUAAUCCAACUUGCCCUAAGAUGACGAAUCCAAGAACUGGUGAAGACAUGGAACUACUCUCUUUUAUGCAGCUCUUUGGUUUUAAAAUCAGCGCUCUGGCCGAGCAGCUAGGCAUCGAUGAGAGAACGCUCGCCCUGGUCGACCCCGAAGCAGGUCUGCGAAUGAUCGCCGUCGCGUCAAAAAAGAAAGGCGGGAACUAGCAUCUACAUGUGUCUGUGCUGGGUUUGAAUGUCCGUCGUCGUUUUAAGGAACGAACGUUAAAUUAUUUCUUCCUGGUUUCUAAAUGUUUCAAACUGAAGGCAUCCCCAAUGGAGGUAGUUACAUUGAUCCUAAGGAUCUGAAUUAAAAAGGGAAAUGUCUUGACUCUUGCAGAGGAUCUACUAAGUACUAAUUCACUGCUACUUAAUAUAGCAAAGUUCACCUUUACAUUAUAC